Molecule: messenger RNA, 1353 nt
Organism: Adineta steineri
Lineage: Eukaryota; Metazoa; Rotifera; Eurotatoria; Adinetida; Adinetidae
Source: the annotation of a GenBank genome assembly
AUGUAUACGAAUCCUGUCCUAUUCGCUCGAAUGCUUAUUAACAAUCGACGUUUGUGGAUACCAUGUAUGAUUCUUUGUGGUCUAUGUGCUGCUACUCUUGUACUAUAUCAGUCAGACAAUAAUAGACAUAAUGUCGAAACAUAUAUUUCUAGUCAAACAUCACAAGAUUUUUCAUUUUCAUCUGCAAAUUCAUUAACAUAUGACGAUGUCAAAUUAUUACUAGAUCAAUUAUUUGAUUCUCAAAUGUCACUUAGUGGUGUCCAAUCUAUAUGGAAUAAACUUAUAGAAGUUUGGCGUGGAAUAUUAACAAAAUUUGUACAUGAUGCUUGUGAUUUAUGUCAUCAUAAUGGUUCUUAUUGUUAUGAUUCUAUUGAUAUAACACGUUAUGUACAUUAUAUCAAUGAAUCAUUUUAUCCUAUUAAUGAAAUAAAACGUCCAGUUGGUAUGGGUCUAUAUUAUCAUUUUGAUUUAAAAACUUUACGUUCAGUUAAUAAUUCAAUCUUACCAACAGAUGUUUCACCAUGUGAUUAUUUUCAUAUGUUACAAUUAAUGAUCAAUGUUCAACUUAUAUUACAUCAAGCACAAAUUAAAUAUUUUCUUACUAAAGGUACAUUAAUUGGUGUUCUUCGUCAUCAUGAUGUUAUACCAUGGGAUACAGAUAUUGAUUUAUUUAUUCCACAAUCGGCUACAAAUAAAAUUCUUACAUCAUUUCGUCAAUUAGAGAUACCCGUGAUUAAAGGUGUAUCAACAACAACAACAACCACAACAACCGAAAGUAGCGGAAUAAGAUUAUCUAAAGAUCGACCAUCAUUUCAUAAAGAUUUAGUUGUAUAUCGUUUUAAAAAUAUUUAUAAAGUUACAUCCUAUAAAAUAUUUUCACUUCGUUCACCCAUUGUUAAUCGUACGAAUUAUCGUUGGCCUAAAAUUGAUAUAUUUCCUUAUGAAGAAAAUGCAACGCAUAUCUAUGCAUAUCCAAAACAUCAACAUAAUCUUGGUACAAUGUAUUAUUUAGCUAAAACUAAUGUUGAUCCAGUAUAUUUACGUGUAUUAGGUCCAUUACUUAUACCUAGUCCACGUCAUCCACGUUUAUCACUUAAAUCAAUGGUUCGAUUAGGUCGUUCAAGUGUAUUUUUUGCUUGUGAAGGUAAUACGUUUUUACAUCGUUAUAAUCGUGGACCAACAGAUAAUUGGCGUGUACCAUGUAAAGAAUUACAUAAAACAUAUCCAUUUGUUAAAAGUGAACGUAAUGCAACACAUAGUUUAUGUUUUGAAGAACUUAAAUAUCCUCAAUCAAAUAGAAAUUUAAGUUUAUAUAAAUAUCGUUGCGAAGAAGAUUUACCAAGAACGUUAUAG